CAGAAGCUUCCUCUAUCUCUCUCUUAGAAAACUCUCUCUUUAUAUAACUCUCGCUAACCAUAACUCUCUACUUCAUAAACAACUCUUCUCUCUUAAUUAAGUUCCAUGGGUUUCCCGGUCGGGUACACAGAAGUAUUCUUGCCAAAGCUCUUUGUUCACACACUUUUCUUUCUGGGUUUCAUCAGAAACAUCAUUUUCUGCUUCUUUCAAUAUCUGGGCCUCUCUGAUUUUCUCGAAACAGAUGUCAUUUGGGUCGAUUCAAGCUCGACCCGGAUUAUUGAAAACCCGCCCGUAUCCGCUCUCCUGAUCCGAGAAAUCCUACCUGUGAUCAAGUUCCAGGACCUGGUGGUCGGCGGAGAGUCGCCAGAAAAUUGUGCUGUGUGUUUGUAUGAGUUUGAAGGUGGAGAAGAGAUCAGGUGGUUGAGGAACUGUAAGCACAUUUUUCACAGGGCUUGUUUGGACCCUUGGAUGGACCACGAUCAAAAAACAUGUCCUCUUUGUAGGACACCGUUUGUGCCUGAUGAGAUGCAAGAGGAGUUUAAUCAACGGCUCUGGGCUGCUUCUGGGGUUGGUGAUCUUUACAGUGAGUACAGUUCGAUUCCAGGGUUGUAAAGACUUUUUCUAGGGGUGAAAUCGGUGAAGGAUUUUUGUGCGUUGAGUUGUAUAUAUACAUGAAAAAAAAAUUUGAAAAUUUGGUACGUAAUAACAUAAAAAGU
Pistacia vera is the source of this 716-nucleotide messenger RNA. Its product is annotated as E3 ubiquitin-protein ligase RHA1B-like. The coding region runs from base 106 to 612 and encodes 168 amino acids. Gene Ontology annotation, biological process: protein ubiquitination. Gene Ontology annotation, molecular function: ubiquitin protein ligase activity. Lineage: Eukaryota; Viridiplantae; Streptophyta; Magnoliopsida; Sapindales; Anacardiaceae. The record is from RefSeq and is a predicted model, not a curated record. The transcript has a single exon.